Molecule: messenger RNA, 2265 nt
Organism: Eremothecium cymbalariae DBVPG#7215
Lineage: Eukaryota; Fungi; Ascomycota; Saccharomycetes; Saccharomycetales; Saccharomycetaceae
Gene: ABZ1
Product: 4-amino-4-deoxychorismate synthase
Exons: 1
Coding region: 1-2265 (754 amino acids)
Biological process (GO): L-tryptophan biosynthetic process
Source: RefSeq, a predicted model, not a curated record
AUGGGCUUCUUUGUUUUGUUCAUCGACUCAUAUGACUCGUUUACUUACAAUGUGGUACAAUUGAUAAAAGACCAAAGAUCAGAUAUAGAGGUCAUCACCAUUCACAAUGAUUCUUUUAGCGAUUUCAAGGACCUGAAACCAUAUUUAAACUUGUUCGAUGCCAUACUGUUGGGUCCAGGACCCGGCAACCCUUGUAAUGGUUCAGAAGAUGUAGGAAUUAUUGGAGAUUUGUUUAAGAACAAGGUUGAUGUUCCUAUUCUGGGAAUUUGCUUAGGACUACAAGUCAUGUGCUAUGAGCAUGGCUGUAAGGUUGAACAACUUAAACAGAUCAGACAUGGACAAGUUUACGAAAUCGAAGUAGUCGGAAAUUCAGAGCUCUUUAAAUCUUAUGCGAAUGGUUUUAGCUCCGUCAGAUACCAUUCGUUGCAUGUUUCUGCUUUAACUAAUGAGAUUGUUCCAUUGGCUUAUACAAAGGAUGAGGAUACUUCGAUUCUCAUGGCAGCUACUGUGAAGGGUAGGCCGUGGUAUGGGGUUCAGUACCAUCCUGAAUCUUGCUGCUCUGAGUUCGGAGGAUUGCUUAUUCAGAACUUUAUCAACAUCGCUGCGAAGUACAAUGACGAGAGUUUGCGUAAGGAACAAAUACUUAUGCCCUUAAGAAAUGACAGGUCCAAAUUUGAAGAGAUGAUUCAAGUGCUGGAUAAGACUAUUGAUAAGUCGCCUAUCUAUCAAAAGAAGCCACUUUACAAUUCAAAGAUCCAGGUUGAGAAAUAUAAGAUCGGAGAGCAGCCCAUGUUGACCAAUAAGAUAUGUGAUAACAUCUCAGACCCUUUCUUUUUGUUGGCCUCAUCCUCUUUGAAACCCAGGUGUGGACAGGUAUCAGUGAUUGCUUUGCCAAACCAAAGGACCACUGUAUUCACACGGUACAACCAAUUAGGGAAAACGACAGUUCAUAAAUGGAGGGAUCCUAAGAUAUCUGUGUCUAAAUAUGCAGCUGCUUUAAAAGGAUUCGAAACUAAUGAAAAUAUAAAAGUCAUUUCAGAAGAUAAAAACCACUUCUGGAAAACAAUUGGUGAAUUUUUGAAAGAAAGAAUGAUUUCUAAUGAAGCAGAGCUACCAUUUAUAGGUGGUUUAGUUGGAAUUCUCGGGUACGAAAUGGGUCAGUACUUGCAGACUUAUUUUGAAACUAAUCUACGUCCGGAUGCUAAGCUUGCCUUCAUAGAAAACAGCAUCCUCAUUGAUCAUCUAGCGGGCACUUUGUACUUGAUUUCCUUGUCUAAUGAUUUCCCUUCUUCUAUUAAGACCUCAGUUCAAAAUACUUUACAAGAAGUGAGGGCCAGCUCUGAUAUCAUUUUAUCUUGGUCAUCAGAAUUGCCAGAAGCUAUAGAAUUCAAUAUUAAGAUGCCAGCAAAGGAACAAUACGCCGAAGCAUUCAGAAAGACUCAGAAGUAUCUACACCGGGGCGAUAGUUAUGAGGUCUGCAUCACCACGCAGACAAAAGUAACCCCCAGUCAUCGCAUCCAACCGUGGAAGAUUUUUCAGACGUUAGUUCAGAAAAAUCCAGCCCCAUUCUCAAGUUUCUUGGAGUUCUCAGACAUUAUUCCCACGUACAGUGAUCUGACGUUGAUUUCUGGUUCUCCGGAGAGAUUUCUCAAAUGGAGCCAAGACAAUUGUGAACUAAGACCAAUCAAGGGUACUGUAAAGAAAGAUCCUGGCGUUAGUGUUGAAGAGGCCACAAAGAUUCUGAAGACCCCCAAGGAGUUUGGCGAAAAUCUAAUGAUAUUAGACUUGAUUCGUAAUGAUAUGUACGAACUCCUACCUAAAGUUAGUGCAAAGGAAAUCAUGCUGGUUGAGGAAUAUGAAACCGUCUUCCAAUUGGUUAGUGUAGUCAAAGCUGAAGGCAUUAAAGAUUCCAUAUAUACGGGUCUCGACAUCCUAAAACACUCGCUCCCGCCUGGUUCCAUGACUGGUGCUCCAAAGAAGAUCACUGUUGGCUUACUGCAAAAAGAUAUUGAAGAUAAAUUGAACGAACACCUACCCCAGGUCCGCGGAUUACGAGGUGCGUAUUCAGGAGUUACAGGAUACCUCAGUGUCAAUGGCAAUGCAGACUGGAGCGUCAACAUCAGAUGCAUGUAUUCCUAUGAUAAUGCUACCAAUUGGUACAUUGGUGCUGGUGGUGCCAUCACUGUCUUGAGCACCCUAGAGGGCGAGUGGGAAGAAAUGCAUACCAAGCUCAAUACUGCACUGCAGCUCUUCUCCAAUAAAUGA